UAUUUUAACAAUAAAUAUGGAGAGAUAUGUUAUUAUCGAAAAAAUUGGUGAAGGAGCACAAGGAAUAGUCUUAAAAGCAUACGACACAGUAGCAGAUAAACAUGUUGCGUUAAAAAAAUUACUUUUAAAAAAUAUUGAAAAUAGUAUAUCAACGUCUAUCAUGCGUGAAAUAAAGAUUUUACAACAAUUAAAACAUCAUAAUAUUAUAAAACUGCUAGAUGCUUUCCCAGUUGGUCUGGAUUUUAUAAUGGUUUUUGAGUAUAUGCCAAUAAGUUUAUGGGAAAUAAUAAAAGAUAAUGAAAUAGUAUUAACAUCGGUUCAAGUGAAAAUGUAUAUGAAGAUGAUCUUAGAGGGUAUUGCUUACGUACAUGAAAAAAAUAUAAUACAUAGGGAUUUGAAACCUGCAAAUUUAUUAAUAAAUGAAAAGGGUAUUUUAAAGAUAGCAGAUUUUGGUUUGGGGAGAUUAAUGUGGACAGAUAUGUGUAGACCAUAUUCUCAUCAAAUUGCUACCAGAUGGUAUCGAGCACCAGAGUUAUUGUAUGGGGCAAGAUAUUAUACCUCGGCUAUUGAUAUGUGGUCUAUUGGUUGUAUUUUUGGUGAAUUACUUAAUAAAUCACCAUUAUUUCCAGGAGAAACAGAUAUUGAGCAACUAGCAAUAGUGUUAAAAUAUUUGGGAUCACCUACUCCAGAAACUUGGCCUGAAUUAAGUACAUUACCUGAUUAUAAUAAAAUUACAUUUCCUUAUCAUAAAGGAAUAACAUGGGAAAAUAUCAUUGAAGAUGCACAACCAGAAGCUAUUGAUCUUAUAAGCAAAAUACUUAUCUAUGAUUCGUCAAAUCGUUUAACAGCUAAUGAAGCACUAUGUCAUGUAUAUUUUUAUACUAAACCUUACACAUCAUUAAAUAAUUUAAUAAAACCAUCAUAUAAUCAUCGCAAUCAAAUAAAACAAAAAGAAAUUAUUGUAAAUGCGCAAGUUACCACACUUUUUGAAAAUUUAUUAGCUAUUACUUAAUGUGUGUAUAAUGCAAAAGAUGAAGAAUAAAGAAUAAAAUAACUUUACAAUGACUUCGUACUUUGAAAAUAAUAUAAUAAGUUUCUUCAAGGUAUAGAAUUAAUUGUAGGAAGAAAAUUUUGAUUAGUUUUUUAGUAACAUUUAUUAAUAAAAGUUCCUCCUAAUUUAUGUAUUUUUAUAGAAAGCAACAAAUCUCUUAAAUACUUCAUUGUUGUAUCCUUCACAACAAGGUUUUCCAUCUUUAUAUCCAGCGUUUUCAUAUAAUUUUAAUGUUGGUGCUGUCCACCAGAAAUUUUUAAUUCCCUGCAUACCAUUUAUAUCUAAUGUAUUCAGUUGAUACACAGAAAAAUGAAAAUGUUGUCCAUCUGACUGAAUACAUUGUAUAACAACAGGUUCUGCCAAUUCUUUAAUAUCUAGCCCAAAUCUUUGUCGAGCGUAAACUGUUGCUGCUGUAAAUGAUGCUA
Messenger RNA from Nomia melanderi (Alkali bee), 1476 nucleotides. Its product is annotated as cyclin-dependent kinase 20. Gene Ontology annotation, molecular function: ATP binding; protein serine/threonine kinase activity. Lineage: Eukaryota; Metazoa; Arthropoda; Insecta; Hymenoptera; Halictidae. Gene Ontology annotation, cellular component: nucleus. The record is from RefSeq and is a predicted model, not a curated record. Gene Ontology annotation, biological process: protein phosphorylation.